ACCCUAACAAACGGUAUCUUCUCUCCACAGUCUUCAGCUAUUAGUGUGUUUCACAAUUACAAGAAGCAGAAGAGUUCAAUUAGAAGAAGCAGAGUGUUCAAUCACGAGGGCUUCUCAUUCUUCUCUUCUGGUGUGAAAAAUGUCAGGAAGAAAAGAAACAGUUCUUGAUUUGGCUAAGUUUGUAGACAAAGGUGUUCAAGUCAAGCUCACUGGUGGCAGACAAGUCACAGGGACUCUGAAAGGAUAUGAUCAAUUGCUAAACCUUGUCCUGGAUGAAGCCGUAGAAUAUCUGAGAGAUUCUGAUGAUCCAUUGAAGACCACUGAUCAGACCAGGAACCUUGGCCUAAUAGUAUGUAGGGGAACUGCAGUGAUGCUCGUAUCUCCAACCGAUGGUACAGAUGAGAUUGCUAACCCUUUCAUCCCCCAAGAUGGUGCUUAGUCUGUUUAUAUUUCAAAGACUAACUUUGAAUUUCUAUCAUUUUUAGCUUGUACUUUAUCUAUAAUUAUAAUUCUAUUCCCAACUUCUUUAGAAGUAGUUAAUUUCUUCCUUCAA
Mercurialis annua (annual mercury) is the source of this 553-nucleotide messenger RNA. RefSeq names its product sm-like protein LSM7. The transcript has 6 exons. Gene Ontology annotation, biological process: nuclear-transcribed mRNA catabolic process; mRNA splicing, via spliceosome. Bases 140 to 439 code for a protein of 99 amino acids. The record is from RefSeq and is a predicted model, not a curated record. Gene Ontology annotation, molecular function: RNA binding. NCBI's taxonomy places the organism in Eukaryota, Viridiplantae, Streptophyta, Magnoliopsida, Malpighiales, Euphorbiaceae. Gene Ontology annotation, cellular component: catalytic step 2 spliceosome; U12-type spliceosomal complex; Lsm1-7-Pat1 complex.